GGAGGCUGGAUCUUGCUAAUUGUGAGUCCAACAGGACCCGAGCACCAAAAGUCAGUGAAAGGCUGCUAGGCUGUGCGCCACGGCUCCUCUUUCGGUCUUCGUGCGCUUUAGCGAGGAUUAGAUUCAGCUAGAUCCCGGGCAGGACGGAUGUCCCGACGACCGCCUGCACUGAACUCGGAUCCUGAAAACUGAGGAGAAGAUUUGAGUGUUUUCCCCGUCUUUUUCUGGAGACGAAGCGGGGCGAGCGGGUGAUCCGGUGAUCCGUGUUGCUGCUGCUGCUGCCAUGAAGCUGCCGGGCUGGAUGGCUGUGGCGCUGCUGCUCGCGCACUCUGUGUCGACACAGCGUCGCUCAUCACAGCUAGAGGAUCUGGAGAGCUCUGGAAAUGACCUGUAUGAUGAUGAAGACUAUUUCUCUGGUUCAGGCUCAGGUGACUCAGUGAUGGAGACAGGCUCCAUGUCUUUCACCACAACAGAGCCCCUCCCACUUUCAACCACACAGGCCACUGGACCCGCCCCUUCUGCCUCACCCGCUGCAGAGCCCAGCAACCCCCUGGUGAUAGAAACAGAGAGGGAGAGUGGUAUGGAUAUUGAGAGGGAACUGGAGCCAGAGAUUGAGAAAAAGAGAGCGCAGCAGAAUGAGCACGAGCAGGAAAUGGAGAGAGUGCGGGAAAGAGAGAGAGAGCGAGAGAAGGAGAGAGAGCGAGAGAGGGAGAUAGAGCGAGAGAGGGAGAGAGAGAGGGAGAGAGAGAGAGAGAGGGAGAGAGAACGUGAACGCGAAAGAGAACGUGAACGUGAAAAAGAGAGAGAGAGGGCAAGAAGUACAAUUGCACCCAGAGUCCCCUUUGUUCCAAUGAAAACCACAGACUGUGUUAGGAUUGUGAACGAGACCUUCAUUCCCAGUGAGGAUAUGUAUGUCCUUGGCACUGCAGAAGAAGAAGAAGAUGGUAUGUUCAGUACCACGGAAACCUACCCCUUCGAAUCACUCACGGAGGACCCUGUCACAGAUGACAUCACAACCACUGAAGCGGCUCCCACCACUAUUGCUUCCACUACAGCUAUAUCAAUCACGACUCCUGCCACACCAAGCACUGCCCCUCCACGAUCACGAAAACCUCAACUGAUGCCCAGUAUUACUCCUCCACGAUCACGGAAACCCCAAGCCACUCCCAGCCGAGCCACACCCACUGAAAGUACACGUCCAGUGCCAGCCUCUACAGUGCAGGUAAAAACUCCAGACGCAGAAAUAAAUAAUGAAGUUGCAGUUGUUGGUCCCAGUGGGGACUCUGGGAUCCGAGAGGAGGAAGUGCAACAAGGAAAUGAAGUGGGACGUGGCAAAGGUGCAUCAGAUGUUGGGGCGGAGCCUGAUUUGACUGGAAACACAAUAGAUACAGGAAGUUCAGCUGCUCAGCUUCCUCAGAAAAACAUCUUGGAAAGGAAAGAAGUUUUGAUAGCGGUGAUUGUUGGAGGUGUAGUUGGUGCACUCUUUGCUGCAUUCCUGGUCAUGUUACUUGUAUAUCGGAUGAAAAAGAAGGAUGAAGGCAGCUACACUCUGGAAGAACCCAAACAAGCCACAGUCACUUAUCAGAAACCAGACAAGCAGGAGGAAUUCUAUGCCUAAAAUCCACACACUCUUCUUUUUUUUUUGCAUCCCUCCAUCCUUCUAGUCUCUUCUCCCUCUGACCCUCCUUUCUUCCUGUCAUUUCUAUCUCUGUUUUUUCCUGACUCCCUCCUUUCUCCAUGAGAGUGCCUGCCACUCUGCGGACUUGGGACUUUCUUUUGAGUGGGGAAAAAAAGAUCAUAAAAAAAUAAAAAAGAGAAAAAAAAAGGCUUUGGACAGAAUUUUGCAGAUCUGCUAGGGAGGGAUAGGGACGCCAUACAUACAAAAAAAGAAAAAAAAACUUUUUUUUAAGUACAUGUUGCUAUUGAUAUGUUUAAGAUUGUUGUUCUAUAAAAUUAUGACAUAAAACCUUUUGUAAAGACACAUGUUCUAUAAAUGCACAAUAUUCCUCUCCAGCUGAGCAUGGAAGUCAGGAAGCAUGACCGAGGGAGUGAGGAAGGAAAAAAAGACAGAGAAGGUCAUGGUGGGACAGAGAGGGUCAAGGGAAAGGAAUCAGAAAGAUAAGACAGAAAGACAGAGACGUGGAGAAGGAAUUUUGAGGCCGUGCUAUUCUGAAAAGGUCGUGCUUCUGUCACAAGGGUCGCGUUGUGCCUUCCAUUCCCCUGGUGCUAGAAGCUGAGCAUGACCACAGAAUGGUGUGUGUGUGCAUGUGUGCUUGAGUGUGUGUGUGUGUGUGUGUGUGUGUGUGAGAGAGAGAGAGAGAGAGAGGCUGAGGUGUCAUGAAGUUGCUGCCAUCUCUGAACUUAGUAAGGCCAGUCACACACGCGCACACACACACACACUAACACAUGGUGUAACUCCCUCUGCUGGUGAGAGUGUAUGUCAGCAAGGCUGGCCUCAAUGACUGUAGAACUAUAUCUUUCGAGCAGGAGGCUGAAAAAUACUAUGAUUAACACAGCACAUAAACAUUAAGGAAACAUUUACUGUUUGCUGUGAUGGUGCGCAUGCAAAGAAACAGGAUUAGCUAUUUCUCUGUUCUGUACAAAGACAAUUAGUUAUCAAUAGUAAAAAAUAAUCAGUAAUAUAUCAGCAGUUCUGAAUGGAUGGUAAGAGAUGAUAAUAUUAGUAGUGAAGGAUAUCUAUUUAGCUGUGCAGUAAAAGUUUUACUGGUGUAAAUAUCAACUCUUUUUUUUCGAUUUCAGUUUAUCAUGUUUUUAAUUAUGGCUUUUACAUAAUAAAUAUCUGUGUGCGCACAUACACACAUACAUAUAUCACUUUGGAAAUAUCAGUCCCAGUGUGUCAGCAAACUAAAUAGGGGUUUUAUUGAACAUAACAGACCCUUUCUUCAUUCAGAUCCAUUACUUCAGUCAAAAAAAGAAACAUUCCUCAUGUUUUCAGUAUUUUAAUGAUGUUUUAUCAGGUAAAAAGCACAAGCUCACAAGAAUGUGUCUCACUUUCUCAUUGAAACUCACACACCACCAUAUUCACACACAAUACUACACUUUUAGAUGUCCAGUGGUCCUGUCCUUCUUAAUGAUAUAAGAGUUAGAAGGCGUGUAGUGUGUCAUUGGGACAGGGAUGUCCACAAAUCAGGAUGUGUUUUGGUCAUAUUUAAAGUCAAGAAGUACAGAGAAAAUUCAGUUUAAGGUAUUAUGUUGAAAAAAAACAAAAACCCCAGGACCUAUUUUGAGAUUCCAGAGAAGGUCAGAGUUUGUCAGGUUGUUUUUGAUUAUGUUGCAACAUUGUGUCCAAGUGCUGUACAUCGAGGUCAAUAAAAACGAAAUGGCUACGCAGUUAGAGUUAGGUAAAAGUGCAUGAUGUAGCAAUAAUGCAGCUAUUAACAUCGACACACCCAUAAUGCUGUCACCCUCCAGUGCUGCUGAGGGAGAAUGUACACACGCUCUCAUGCAGCUUUCCACUGCCUGGCCUUAUUGUAACCUUAACAAACGCUGUAGUCACCUGUAUGUGGCGUUACAUUUUUGUCACAUAUCAUUCCAUGUGUUACAGCUGUGGGUGCCAUGAGCGAGACCAUAGCACAACAUAAGCGUACCGAGUGGCAUUUAAGAUGUCCCUCACUGCCCACUGUAGCAAAUCACUGAUAGGUAAACUAACUAAUUCAUAACAUAUCACUAUGAGGGGAUAU
Ictalurus furcatus (blue catfish) is the source of this 3701-nucleotide messenger RNA. It is a transcript of the gene sdc3, whose product is annotated as syndecan 3. The coding region runs from base 284 to 1618 and encodes 444 amino acids. Gene Ontology annotation, cellular component: membrane; cell surface. Gene Ontology annotation, biological process: cell migration. NCBI's taxonomy places the organism in Eukaryota, Metazoa, Chordata, Actinopteri, Siluriformes, Ictaluridae. The record is from RefSeq and is a predicted model, not a curated record. The transcript is spliced from 5 exons.